Molecule: messenger RNA, 3012 nt
Organism: Solea senegalensis (Senegalese sole)
Lineage: Eukaryota; Metazoa; Chordata; Actinopteri; Pleuronectiformes; Soleidae
Gene: os9
Product: OS9 endoplasmic reticulum lectin
Exons: 15
Coding region: 6-2072 (688 amino acids)
Biological process (GO): endoplasmic reticulum unfolded protein response; retrograde protein transport, ER to cytosol
Cellular component (GO): endoplasmic reticulum lumen
Source: RefSeq, a predicted model, not a curated record
CUACCAUGUCAGGCGUCCAGUGUUUUGCUGCUGACGGACAAACGGCGGAGCUCACACUCAACAUGGCUGCCUCCUCGGUCCGCUGGCUGAAGAGACUGUACGUUUUCUUGUUGAUAUGUCCGCUCUGUGUGCCGGCCUUCUUGAACUUGGAGGAGCUCAACGAGAUGAGAUAUGGGAUUCAGAUUCUUCCCGAUCCUGUCAUCCUGGGCCAGACCAAAACAGAGGAAGUUAUGAUGGUGUCUAACAAGUACAAGCAGCUGUAUGAAUGUCGACUUCCUGCCCAGGCAGUUUGGUUUCACCAGGAUCCUGCCUCCGAGCCAGAUUCCCAAGGCUACACAGGACCAAACAUCCCAGAACUGCUGAGUGCAAUGCACAAUGCUCCAUGUCUGGUGAAGAUGAAGGACUGGUGGACGUACGAGUUCUGUUAUGGUCAGCAUAUCAGACAGUACCAUCUUGAAGACACAGAAAUCAAAGGGGGCGUUCUGUUUCUCGGUUAUUAUGAGUCUGAAUUUGAUUGGAAUAAUGAAACUGCAAAGGCUUCCAAGCACCACAGACUGAAGCGUUAUCACAGUCAGACAUACGUGAAUGGCUCGAAGUGUGACCUAAAUGGACAUCCCAGAGAGACUGAAGUCCGGUUUGUGUGUGAAGAAGGCUCGGGUGACUACAUUGUCCGAGUGGAUGAGCCCCAGUCGUGUCGCUAUGUGUUAACAAUUCACACCAGUCGCACGUGUCAGCAUCCAUUCCUGCGGCCACCAUCCACCGCCAAGCCACAGGGUAUCGUGUGUCAGCCAGCGCUAAGUGCACAGCAGUACAUGGAUUACGUCAAGGCCCAAGUCUCUGACACAAAGCGCAAAGUAGAGCAGAUCUCAGAGGAGCUGAGGAGUCUGGAUGAGAUGCUGGCUGGUAAUGAAGGGGCAGAUGGAGAAGUGGAAGUAACAGCUGAAGAGACAUCACCUGCAUCCAGUGAUAACUCAGCUUUUUCAGACAGAAAAGAUCCUGCUGAUGUAUCUGAGGAAGUUGUGUCAGAGGAGGCAGAGGACUCUGAUUUCUGGGAGGGAGUAACAAAACCAGGGAGAUCAAAAACACCUACCUCUCAACUAGAUGGCCAGUAUGCAGAGGAUGAAUACAACUCACCUUCGGACAAUGGAGACAAUGGAGAUGAUAUCGAUGAAGCAGAAAAAUUCAACUUUAAAAUCAUCACUGACCCAGCAGACCUGAUGAAAUUUGUCCAGCACCUUAAAGAGAGUAACAGGAAGAAAGCACAAAAUCAAGCCAGAAGUCAAGGAGAGAAUCCAGCAAGGGACAGGAUGACAGAUAAGCUUGGCGAAGAAGAGGAAGAUGAAAGCCUGUUGCAGGAGUUUGAGGAUGAGAUGGCUGACCUGUCUGUGUCGUCUGAUAAGAUUAGAGAAAUAAAGGAGGGAAUCCAGAAGGAGUUUGACAACAUCAUAAAUGAGGCCCAGCAGGAACUAGAGACUGAGGGACUGAAAGGGGAAUUUGAUCGCUCUCAAGCAACACAAACACUGGAAAAAACACUAGACAAGCUACUGGACCAUUUGGAGGAGAAAGAAAUAGAGGAUCAAGAGCAGCAAAUACCAAGUGUUGAAAGAGCCAGUGAUCCAACCAGGGGCAGCCCCAGCCUGCCUCCGAAGCAGCCAGAUCAAGCGGCUGACGACCAUGUUAAGAUCAAAAUUACUAAAUAUAAGACAGGCAGCAGCCCUGAUGGGGAGGUCAAAGUUCAGGAGAUGGGCGAAGGAGACCCCCAGUGGCAGCACAUAAAGGACGUGGUUAAAGAACAGCUAGAGAAAGCAGGACUGAAGGCUGAAGGUAAAAUUGAAGUGAAGAUCUUGACACGAAAGAAUGCAGAGGAGGCAGGUGAUCAGUGGCUGACCGAAGAAGAUACCAAGUCUUUCAGGGAACUCCUCAUAAAUCUCUUGACUGGAGGCAGUGAAGACGUUUACAAGGAGCAAAAGAGGCAACAAGAGUUGGAGAACAACUAUAGGUUUGUGUGGGGAGAGUCUCAGGAGGAGUCCCAAUCAUCCGGCACCUCGGACUCUGAAGAUGUGGACAUAUGAGCUUGUUCAGUUACAUUCAGUGCACCUUUUGUGAAGAUGAACUCCUGUGGAGACCAGGAGGGAGGGGACACUAUAGUGCAGCAUCUUUUUUUUUUCUUGUUGAUUAAAUUAUUGGUACAAAACCUGGCAGAUAAUCAACUCACUUGUUUGCACAUUCGGAAAAAAACAUCAAUGUUUUGACUAGGCAAUAUGUGUCUUAAGUAGGCACCAUGUAUUUGUUGCACGAUGAAACUGCAACUAUAGGCUGUGCUUGUGUUGUGCAGCUAUAUGAAGUUAUGCAUUUUUCCCUUUUUUGGGAUUCAGUUUUGAUAGAUAGCUUGGACAGCUGAGUGACAUACAGUGUGUAGAUUUUUUGAAAUGUUUCAGUGACUUUAACUGAAUAUUAAGGUAUAAAGUAAUGGUUUAUUUCUGACAUGACACGGUCAGGGAGGAGUUAUUUAAGGGGUCAUAUGUUGGUUCUUGCUUGUCUCAAAACUUUCUGGCACACUGAUGAUAAUUUUUUUAAUCAACAAACAGAAUUGUAGAAUCCAUAAUUGUUUGUUGACAGGCUGUGGCACUUUACACACAAUUCUAUUGUGUGAGAUGGGAAGGAAGUGCAUUUUUGGGUUGUGAUGAGGACUUUAUGUUUCUAACAAGAGAACUUUAUUUAUUUUUCUUAUUUGAUUUAGCAAAGGUAAACAAAGAAAGCUAUACUGUUGAUCAUAUUCAGUCCACCAAAUGAAUGAACCCCCUUUUCUAAGGUCACUUGAGGUGUGUGCUUUAAGGGCUGAUUUGUCAAUAAUUGUGGCUACUUGGAACUCGGCAUGUAAAUAAUUUCUGUGUGAAUUUUUCUUUUUGAAUUGGUUUUGUAUAUUAGCACAUAUUUGUAACAGUGCAAUAUUGUCAGUUAAUGAGUUGUCAGUCACUGCAUUUCUUAAUCAUAAACAUACUUUCAGACACA